Molecule: messenger RNA, 7407 nt
Organism: Seriola dumerili (greater amberjack)
Lineage: Eukaryota; Metazoa; Chordata; Actinopteri; Carangiformes; Carangidae
Gene: cacna1aa
Product: voltage-dependent P/Q-type calcium channel subunit alpha-1A-like
Exons: 54
Biological process (GO): calcium ion import across plasma membrane; chemical synaptic transmission
Cellular component (GO): membrane; voltage-gated calcium channel complex; neuronal cell body
Molecular function (GO): high voltage-gated calcium channel activity
Source: RefSeq, a predicted model, not a curated record
AUGGCGCGGUUCGGAGACGAGGUACCGGCCAGGUAUGGCGGAGGGCCCGGCGGAGGGGGCCCGGGCGGCCGCGGUGGUAGCAGGCAAGGAGGACCCCAUGGACACGGGCCCGGGGCCCAGAGAAUGUACAAGCAGUCUAUGGCGCAGAGAGCCCGGACUAUGGCCCUCUAUAAUCCCAUUCCCGUGCGCCAGAACUGUUUCACUGUCAACCGCUCGCUGUUCAUUUUCAGUGAGGAUAACUUCGUGAGAAAAUACGCCAAAAAGAUCACCGAAUGGCCUCCAUUUGAGUGGAUGAUUCUUGCCACCAUCAUUGCCAACUGCAUCGUCCUGGCCCUGGAACAACAUUUGCCCGAUGGGGACAAGACGCCGUUGUCUGAACGCCUGGAUGAUACAGAGCCGUACUUCAUAGGAAUCUUCUGUUUUGAGUCCGGAAUAAAAAUUCUGGCACUUGGUUUCGCCUUCCACAAGAACUCCUACCUGAGGAACGGAUGGAACGUCAUGGAUUUUGUAGUGGUACUCACAGGGAUCCUGUCCACUGUGGGUUCAGAUUUCGACUUGCGGACCCUCAGGGCUGUGCGAGUAUUGAGGCCCCUCAAACUGGUGUCCGGUAUUCCCAGCUUACAGGUGGUGCUCAAAUCCAUCAUGAAGGCCAUGAUUCCUCUGCUGCAAAUUGGCCUGCUGCUUUUCUUUGCCAUCCUCAUGUUCGCCAUCAUCGGCCUGGAGUUCUACAUGGGCAAAUUCCACAAAACCUGCUUUGACAAUCACACAGGUGAGAUCCGAGAAGAGUUUCCAUGCGGGACAGAGCUUCCGUCGCGGCUGUGUCCAGAGGGCACCAUGUGUAGAUCGUACUGGCUGGGACCAAACUAUGGCAUUACCCAGUUUGACAACAUCCUGUUUGCUAUUCUCACCGUCUUCCAGUGUAUCACCAUGGAGGGCUGGACUGACCUGCUCUACUAUAGCAACGAUGCCUCAGGGAGUGCAUGGAACUGGAUGUACUUCAUCCCCCUCAUCAUCAUUGGCUCUUUCUUCAUGCUCAACCUGGUGCUGGGUGUGUUGUCAGGGGAGUUUGCCAAAGAGAGAGAGCGUGUGGAGAACAGGAGUGAGUUCCUGAAGCUCAGAAGACAGCAGCAGAUUGAAAGGGAACUUAAUGGUUACCUGGAGUGGAUCUGCAAAGCUGAAGAGGUCAUCUUGGCGGAUGAUGAAAAUGAAAAUGAUUAUGAUGGAUCCCGUAGGAGAGCCACUAAGAACCAUAAGAGCAAAGCUGAGCUUCUAAACCCAGAGGAAGGAGAGGGAGAUCUGGCAGUAGGUUCACCGUUUGCCCGUGCCAGCUUGAAGAGCUCCAAGCUCGAAGGAUCGACUUUCAAGCGGCGGGAGCGACGGCUGCGCUUCUUAAUCCGACACGUUGUCAAGUCCCAGGCCUUCUACUGGACUGUACUGUGCUUGGUGGGCCUCAACACGCUGUGUGUGGCUGUAGUGCACUACGACCAGCCAGAACCACUUUCAGAUUUUCUAUAUUUUGCUGAAUUCACCUUCUUGGGGAUAUUCUUGACAGAGAUGUUUGUAAAGAUGUAUGGCCUGGGCAGGCAGGCCUACCUCAACUCCUCCUUCAACUGCUUCGACUGCAUUGUGAUAUGUGGUAGCAUAUUUGAAGUGCUGUGGUCCAUCAUCCAGCCGGGCACGUCGUUUGGCAUCAGUGUGCUACGAGCUCUCAGGUUAUUGAGGAUCUUCAAAGUCACCAAGUACUGGGCAUCUUUACGUAACCUCGUCGUCUCUCUGCUCAACUCCAUGAAGUCCAUCAUCAGCUUGCUCUUCCUGCUCUUCCUCUUCAUAGUUGUCUUUGCCCUGCUGGGCAUGCAGCUCUUCGGAGGACAGUCAGUGCUGUUUUCCUUUACCUGAGCUUCUCCUCCGACCAACUUCGAUACCUUCCCCGCAGCAAUAAUGACAGUGUUCCAGAUCCUGACCGGUGAGGACUGGAACAUGGUGAUGUACGAUGGCAUCAAGUCUCAGGGCGGAGUCAACAAGGGCAUGGCCUUCUCUGUGUUCUUCAUCGUACUCACACUUUUUGGCAACUACACUCUGCUGAAUGUGUUCUUGGCUAUCGCUGUGGACAAUUUGGCCAACGCACAGGAACUGACCAAGGAUGAGCAAGAGGAAGAGGAGGCUGCCAGUCAGAAGAUCGCCCUGCAGAAAGCCAAGGAGGUGGCUGAAGUCAGCCCACUGUCUGCUGCCAAUCUCUCCAUUGCAGCCAACAAAGUACACAGUGAGUGUCACAACGCUACCGACCCCUUUCUGGACUGUAAGGAGCAGCAGAAGAACCACAAUAAGGGAGUCAAUAAGUCAGUGUGGGAGCAACGCACCAAGGAGCUGAGGAAGCAGACUCUGGCAUCCAGCCGCGAGGCCCUUUAUAACGAGCUGGACCCUGACGACCGCUGGAAGGUGAACUACUCACGUCACAUCCGUCCAGACAUGAAGACCCACCUGGAUCGACCCUUGGUGGUUGACCCCCACGAGAACCGCAACAACAACACCAACAAGACCACCGCCAACAAUUCAGACCUCUGCUUCAGCCAGCACCAUCCUGCUGACGAGCUCCACAGGCAAACACGCCUCCACGAACACGGUGGGCAAGUAGGUGGAGAUGGGGGUGGAGGCUCAGGUCCGGUCAGGCCUCCCCUGGAUCGGGGGGAGUCCACAGAGAGCAAGCGGAGCCGUAAAGGUGAGCACCGCCACCACAGUUCUCACGUCCGAUUGGAUGCCACAGUGAUUCCUGGCCCAGGCUCGGAGGAGAGGCCGUCCAGGCGCCACCACCACACCCGGAGCGGCAGUCGAGGGGGAGGGCAGUCGGAACACAGGAAGCCCAGGUCCCAUCGAAAGAACGCAGAAGAUGGCGAGGAUGGCGGGGGAGGAGCCGGAAAAACGGGGAGACACAAGAGCAAAGGGGUGGAUGGGGGUGGAGAAGGAGGAGAACAGGACGGAGCUGGUGAUGGCAGUGAGAGGAGGCCAAGAAGAAGUCGCCAUGGCAACCAAACGGACGGCGAGGGGAAGAGGAUGUGCCAGCACAGGAGGAAGGAUUGCAGUGUCCCUAACCUCUCUACCACACGGCCCAUCCAAAAGAGCCUCUCUAGGCAGGACAGCCAGUACAGCGAGGAUAUGGACAACCUCAUGAAUACCAAACUGGUGUCUGGCUCUACCCCACCUAGCGGGAGUCACCCUAACCCAAUCGCCAGCCGCACCGUUGCCCCUGGCUUUGGAUCUGCCCUCCAUCUUGCUAACAGUGGCACUCAUGGGAGUUUGGUCACAUUAGAUAGCUAUGGGAACAUCGGACAUCACCGUGCCAACAGCGUCAUCAGGCUGCCUCACCCUGACUACACAGCAAUAGACAUGCCAAUUUUUCCAUCCACCAAUGCCAUACUGCAGGUCAAUAAAAAUGCCAACACAGAGCCUUUGCCAGCGAAGGAGGACAAGGACGACGAUGAUGAUGAGAAGGGAGGCGAAGGAGGACCCAGGCCUAUGCCUCCCUUCAGCUCCAUGUUCAUCCUGUCCACCACCAACCCGUUUCGACGGGCAUGUCACUACAUCUGCACCCUGCGUUAUUUUGAGAUGUGUAUCCUGCUGGUUAUUGCCAUGAGCAGUAUUGCCCUGGCUGCUGAAGACCCUGUGUGGCCCGAAUCCCCUCGCAACAAUGUUCUUCGCUAUUUUGACUAUGUCUUCACAGGUGUGUUCACAUUUGAGAUGCUGAUCAAGAUGGUGGAUCUGGGGUUGGUCUUGCACCAGGGCUCUUAUUUCCGGGACUUGUGGAACAUCCUUGACUUUAUAGUGGUUAGUGGUGCUCUGGUGGCCUUCGCCUUCACGGGGAGCAGUAAAGGAAAAGACAUCAGCACUAUCAAGUCUCUGAGGGUACUGAGAGUGUUGCGACCUCUGAAGACGAUCAAACGUCUUCCCAAACUUAAGGCUGUGUUCGACUGUGUGGUGAACUCUCUGAAGAAUGUGCUCAACAUCCUGAUUGUCUACUUACUCUUCAUGUUCAUCUUUGCUGUGGUGGCCGUGCAGCUCUUUAAGGGACGCUUCUUUUACUGCACUGAUGAAUCCAAAGAGUUUGAGCGCGAUUGCAGGGGCGAAUAUCUGGUUUACGAACGUGAUAACGAAGUGAAGGCGCAGAAGCGGGAGUGGAAGAAGUACGAUUUCCACUACGACAACGUGGCUUGGGCCCUACUCACCCUCUUCACCGUGUCUACCGGAGAGGGGUGGCCGCAGGUGCUGAAGCAUUCAGUGGAUGCGACUUAUGAGAACCAGGGCCCGAGCCCGGGAUACCGGAUGGAAAUGUCCAUCUUUUACGUGGUGUACUUCGUGGUCUUCCCCUUCUUCUUCGUCAACAUCUUCGUGGCUCUCAUCAUCAUCACCUUCCAGGAGCAAGGAGACAAGAUGAUGGAGGACUACAGUUUAGAAAAGAAUGAGAGAGCCUGUAUAGACUUUGCCAUCAAUGCCAGGCCUCUGACACGCCACAUGCCCCAGAACAAGCUGAGCUUUCAAUACCGAAUGUGGGAGUUUGUGGUGUCGCCGCCAUUUGAGUAUACUAUCAUGGCAAUGAUCGCGCUCAACACGGUUGUGCUGAUGAUGAAGUAUGAUGGAGCUUCUGAUACCUAUGAAGAUGUGUUAGCCAACCUGAACAUAGUGUUUACCUCCCUCUUCUCCAUGGAGUGUGUACUCAAGAUCAUCGCCUUUGGAGCACUGAAUUAUUUCAAAGAUGCCUGGAAUAUUUUUGACUGUGUGACAGUUCUGGGCAGCAUCACUGACAUUCUGGUCACCGAGCUUGGGAUGAAUAAUUUCAUCAACCUAAGUUUCCUGAGGCUGUUCAGGGCAGCUCGUCUCAUCAAGCUACUGAGGCAGGGAGAAACCAUCCGCAUCUUGCUUUGGACCUUCGUUCAGUCCUUCAAGGCGCUGCCUUAUGUCUGCCUCCUCAUUGCCAUGCUGUUCUUCAUCUACGCCAUCAUUGGGAUGCAGCUGUUUGGGAAUAUUGCUAUUGAAGAAGACGGAGAGAGUGCCAUCAACCAGCACAACAACUUCAGGACCUUCAUACAGGCUCUCAUGCUGCUCUUCAGGAGCGCUACAGGGGAGGCGUGGCAUGAGAUCAUGCUGUCAUGUCUGGGGGGUAAGGAGUGUGACCUCCUGUCAGGGAACACAGAGCCAGAGUGUGGCAGCCAGUUUGCCUAUCUCUACUUUGUUUCCUUCAUCUUCUUCUGUUCAUUCUUGAUGCUGAAUCUGUUUGUAGCCGUCAUCAUGGACAACUUUGAGUACCUGACUAGGGAUUCAUCCAUACUGGGACCUCACCACCUGGAUGAGUAUGUCAGGAUAUGGGCCGAGUAUGAUCCUGCUGCCUGCGGGCGCAUUCAUUAUAAGGACAUGUACAGUUUAUUACGAGUUAUCGACCCGCCUCUCGGCUUAGGCAAGAAAUGCCCCCAUAGGGUGGCCUGCAAGAGACUGCUACGUAUGGAUCUGCCUGUGGCCGACGACAACACGGUCCACUUCAACUCCACCCUCAUGGCCUUGAUCCGCACAGCGCUGGACAUCAAGAUCGCCAAGGGUACGGAAGGUGGUAUUGACAAGCACCAGAUGGACGCAGAGCUGAGGAAAGAGAUGAUGGCAAUCUGGCCCAACCUCUCCCAAAAGACUCUGGAUUUGCUGGUUACGCCGCACAAGUCAGCGACAGACCUGACAGUGGGGAAAAUCUACGCUGCCAUGAUGAUCAUGGAGUACUACCGCCAGAGCAAGAUCAAGCGCUCGCAGGCUCUUCGUGAUGAGCAGAAUCGAACGCCAUUACUGUUUCAGCGCGUGGAGCCACCUUCCCCCGCCCAGGAUGGGGGCCCGGGUCUUAACAACGCCCUCCCUCCACCUGAGACAACAGAGACUGUCAACAGCCUGCCAGUGGAGGGGGGGCUCCCGGAGAGCCAUUCAUGGGUGACGGCUCGUGCUCAGGAGAUGUCCCAGAAAGUUGGCAGCUGGAGUCCUGAGGGACAUCCUGAGGAUGGCCUAGGAAGCAUGACCAAUUCUCAGACGGUAGAGAUGAGAGAGAUGGGGCAGGAUGGUUACUCGGAUACUGAGCACUUUCCACCAAUGGAAGGCCAUGGCAGGGCCGCUUCCAUGCCCCGCCUCCCAGGCGACAACCAACAACCACGGAGGAGAGGAAAACAACGUGGCAGUAACCUCAGUCAAACCAUCAAUGACAGCAGUCCCAUGAAACGCUCGGCCUCGUCGCUGGGCCACAGCAGGUCCGGGCGUGGCCACAGAGACAAAGGAGGGGCAGACGACUACAACAUGGAGCGUGUUAUACCUGAGGAGGGGAGAACUUCCAGACACGGACACCGACGAAAAGACCGGAGUCACCGGGCGUCUGAAAGGUCCCUCUGUCGUUACACAGAGGCUGAUACAGGCCUGGGCACAGACCUGAGCACAACCACCCAGUCAGGCGACCUCACAUCCAAAGACAAGGAUCGUGACAGAGAUCGUGGCCGGUCCAAAGACCGUAAACACCACCAUCAUCACCACCACCACCAUGGCUCUGUGGACAAAGAGCGCUACGUAGCAGAGCGAGGGGGCGAGUACGGACACAGGCACUCCCGUGACAGAGAGCACGACCGGGAGAGAGAGAGAGAAAGGGACCGGCGCUGGUCACGAUCGCCCAGCGAGGGUCGCGAGUGCAUGACACACAGACAGGGCAGUAGUUCGGUCAGCGGAAGUCCUGUCCCCUCAACUUCGGGGACCAGUACGCCACGUCGAGGCCGUCGACAGUUGCCUCAGACCCCCGCAACACCCCGGCCUCAUGUUACCUACUCCCCUGUGGUCCGUAAGGCCAUGCCCACUCCGCCUGGGGGGCCACAGGGCAGACCCCCAGCCCCAGCCCCUCGCCGCUUUUCUCCUGAGCCUCCCCAAGGUCAGGGCCCUCCCCCCGCUGGCCUCCCACUGGCCCACCAUGGCACUGCCCGCCAGGGCCAUCAUCCCCCGCCUCGUUGGGGAGACACAGGUGGAGGAGGCGGCUCCAUGGAAGGGGAUGGCUGCUUCUACAACCAGGACUACCAGGACUAUGAGCCCCAUCAUGAACCACCUGCCUAUGAGCAGAGCCCCAUACAGGGUGGCAACCCCCACCCACAUCCCAGUCGCACUUCACCUAGGACUGCCCACCAUGCGCCUCCUCCCACCACUGCCCUGACUGGGCCUGUGCAGGGCCAGGUGCAGCCUGCUGCCCAGCGUCGCCUUCCCAAUGGCUACCGUUCCUCAUCACCUUCCACACAUCUCCACGGACCCCCACAUACUGGGCCUCACAAGGUCCCCCCUCCAGCUGGGCAUCCCAGAGGGCCCCGCAAGGGCCUGCAUGAACCCUACAGCGAGACAGAGGACGACGACUGGUGCUAG